Molecule: messenger RNA, 3896 nt
Organism: Cavia porcellus (domestic guinea pig)
Lineage: Eukaryota; Metazoa; Chordata; Mammalia; Rodentia; Caviidae
Gene: Slc2a7
Product: solute carrier family 2 member 7
Exons: 12
Coding region: 31-1554 (507 amino acids)
Biological process (GO): monosaccharide transmembrane transport
Cellular component (GO): plasma membrane
Molecular function (GO): hexose transmembrane transporter activity
Source: RefSeq, a predicted model, not a curated record
GUGCAAAGAUAAAACUCACGCUGUGUGUGAAUGGCAGUGGGGAAACGCUGCCUGUAUCUUAUCAGCCUGGGGGAGCUGGCACGGUCCAGAGGGCAAGCAGGCAGGGAGACCGAGCAGGGCUGGCAGGCGCUGAGCCCGGCCCAGGCAUUAGACACGGGGAGCUCCAGCAGGAUGGUGGAGGACGGCAGGACGGGGACCCCUGGGGCCACCCUGCCCAGGGAGGGGCAGCUCACACUCACCCUGGUGCUGGCAACGCUGAGCUCCUCCCUGGGCUCCGGCUUCCAGUACGGCUACAACAUCGCUGUGGUCAACACGCCGCACCAGGUCUUGAAGUCAUUUUAUAACCAAACCUACUUCGAGCGCUACGGAGUGCCCCUGGAUGGGAACACGCUGCUGCUGCUGUGGUCCUGCACGGUGUCCAUGUUCCCCCUGGGCGGCCUGCUGGGAUCCCUUGGGGUUGGCCUGCUGGUGGAUCGGUGUGGCAGAAAGGGAGCCCUGCUGAUCAACAGCAUCUUGGCCAUCAUCCCCGCCAUCCUGAUGGGUGUCAGCGGCGUGGCCCGGGCGUUCGAGCUGAUUAUCGUCUCACGGGUGCUGGUGGGAGUCUGCGCAGGCGUGGCCUUCAAUGCCCUCCCCAUGUACCUGGGAGAGCUGGCCCCCAAGGAGCUACGCGGCGCACUGGGUUCCAUGGUCGAGGUGUCUGUCAUCUUCGGAAUCUUCCUGGCACAGAUCCUCAGCCUCCGGGCCAUCCUGGGCAAUGCCACAGGCUGGCCCGUCCUCCUGGCUGUGACAGGGGUCCCUGCGAUCCUGGAGCUGCUGUCUCUGCCCUUCUUCCCCGAGAGCCCCCGAUACACCCUGAUCCAGAAAGGAGAUGAAGAGGCCACGAGGCGAGCUCUGCGCAGGCUGAGACGCGGCGACGUGGAGGCGGAGCUGCAGGAGAUGCACGCGGAGGAGCAGGCGGAGCGCGCCGUGGGCCCCGCGUCCCUGCGCCGCCUGGUGGCCCAGCGACCGCUGCGCUGGCAGCUUGUGUCGGUCGUCGUGCUCAUGGCCGGCCAGCAGCUGUCGGGGAUUAGCGCAAUCAAUUACUACGCAGACACCAUCUACAUAUCGGCCGGCGUGGACGCCACGCAGUCCCAAUAUGUGACUGUGGGCGCCGGUGUGGUCAACAUCGUGAUGACCGUCAUGUCGGCCUUCGCCGUGGAGCGGAUGGGGCGGCGUCUGCUGCUGCUCUCUGGCUAUGGCAUCUGCGGCUGCGCCUGCCUGGUGCUGACUCUGGUGCUGCUCUUCCAGAACACGGUCCCUGAGCUGUCCUACCUGGGCAUCGUCUGCGUCCUGGUGUACAUCGCGGGACACUCCCUGGGGCCCAGUCCCGUGCCCUCCGUGGUGAGGACGGAGCUCUUCCUGCAGUCCUGGCGGCCGGCCGCCUUCACAGUGGACGGGCUCGUGCACUGGCUGACCAACUUCAUCGUGGGCUUGGUGUUCCCGUCCAUCCAGAGACCAAGGGCAGGACCUUCCUGGAGAUCAACCGCAUCUUCGCCAAGAGGAACGGGGUGGUGAUCCCGGAGGAAGAGGAGGAGGAAGCUGGAGUGGGGCACCACCUGCCCGCCCUGCCCCCCAGCCAGACUGCACUGUAGGGGGGUGCAUCACCCAGGGCCCAGGUUCUAGGUGACCUUCCCUGAGGAAGGGUGAGAGCGGUGAGACCUUUGUACCCCAAGGAAUGCAGACUUGGGGGAAGGGGGUGGCAGGGUGGGGGCAGAUGCUUGUGUUGAUAAGACUUAACUCCUUUCCAGACUUGGUGGUACAAUCUGUAAUCCCAGCUACUUGGGAGGCUGAGGCAGGAGGAUCAGCAGUUUGAGGCCACCUGGCCAACUUAGAAAGACCCUGUCUUAGAGUAAAAUAAAAAAGGGUGGAGGGCUGCUCAGUGGCAUCAGCGCCUGCCUGGCAAGCUCAAGCUCCUGAGUUCAAUCCCUGGUACCAAAAACAAAAAUCUCUAUAAAAAGAGGUGGAGACCCGGGCAUGGUGGCUCACGCCUGCAAUCCCAGCACUAGGGGGCUGAGGUGCGAGGAUCCUUGCAAGUUCGAGACCAGCCUGGCUACGAAGUGAGCUCAAGCAUAGCGAGACCCCGUCUCAAAAACACACACACAAAAAAGAGGUGGAGAGGUAGCUCAGUGUGAAGACCCUGGGGGUAAUCCCCAGCAGAACAAGCAAAAGCAGAAAUACCUUGAUUUGUGCGCUGGGGAUUUAGCUCAAUGGCAUAAGCACCUGCCUGGCAAGUGCAAGGUCCUGAGUUUGAUCCCUGGUACCAAUAUAUAUAUAUAUACCUUUAUUCUACUUUGGUGCCAAAUUUAAAGAUGUACACAUACUUUUUCAAAGUAAAAUUUGUGAACUUCAGUGCACUGGUCAGCUUUAUGUUGCUGUAACAAAAUACCCAGGGGAUUCCCUUAGAAAGGAAAAGGUUUGUUUGGCUUCAUAGUCCUAGGGCCCGCCCCACCCCCAGAGUCAGGAGCAGAACCAGGCCUUGGACACCUGGGCCUUGGAGGUCAGAUCCCAGCGCAGCAAACGCAAAGUCCUGGCAUCCACAGCCUUCCCAGACGGGGAUCCUCCAGGACCUGGGCCCGCUCCGGGCCUGGCCACCAGCUGUGCCCGGGGUCCCUGCUGAAAGUGGCCUUGUUCUCCUGGACUCAGGAAACACUGUGGCGCUGCUCCGGGGCCCAGCACGGGGCAGGGCGUGGGAUCUCUCCAGGGGUCGCUGGGACGCUCGGGAAGCACCGGGGCCCCAUCCCCGGGAGGAGGGCAACCCUCAGUGUCCUGCACGAGUCCGAGACGGAAUUUCCAUUUACUGUCCGUUUUGUCCAGCUUCCUGGUACUGGGAUGGAUCCCAGGGGCACCUCUAGCCCUGAGCUGCAUCCCCAGCCAUGUCGGGUUUUAAUUCGGGCCAGGAUUGAACGAAGGUCCAUCUCCAGCCCCUUGUUAUUUCCAUUUUUAUUCUGAGACUCAGUCUCCAAGGGCUGGCGGUUGCACGAGACUCCAAGUUUGGUCUCCCACAGGAAAUAUAUAGAAAGGAAAAAAAGGAAGGAAGGAAGGAAAGAGGCCAAGACACAGUCUUGCUGAGCCACUUGCUGAGUCCCCCCGGCAGGGGUCACACCGCGUCCUCCUGCCUCAGCCUCUCGCUGUGCUGAGAUUACAGACAGGCACAGACCAGCACACCCCGCGGGAAUGCGCAUCAGCUUGACUGUGGCAGUGCCACAUGGGCACAUACGUAAGUCACACACCAACUACAUUUUAAAUAAGAGAAGCAGGCAAGCAUGCUGGCACACACCUCAAAUCCGACACGGAUCAUUGUGAGUUCAAGGCCAGCCCGAAGUACUGGUGAGCCCCUGUCUCAAAGGAACAUCAAAGGGAGAAGCAGCAGCCUAACCGCGCCUGCCUGCCUUCCCGUGAGCCCGCGGGUCCUGGCCUGGGACAGGAGGAGAGCGCCCGCCACCCCUCGGCCCUGUGAAGACGGGACUCCGAGGAGCUCAGGCUGAGAGGGCAGGACCUGGAGUAAAAAGUAGCAGCUCAGUGCUGUGGCGUCUGACUGACUUGGCAGGCCUAACGCUGGUGGGCUGAGCACCUACCUGGAGGAUCACAAGAUGCAUUAUAGCAACUGUGAGGGAUUUCCUUCUGUCUUGCUUUUGAAAGCCAAUGUUUUGUUCUGUUGCAUUGUUUUGUUUUAUUGUUGUAUCUGCAAGCCUGAGCAACUAUUGUGAAGAUAACAAUAUAUAAUAUAAUAGGGGCCAGAGAUGUAGCUCGGCGGCACAGCACCUGCCUGGUAAGCAUAAGGUGCUGAGUUCCAGCCCCAGGGACCAAAAAGAAAAACAUCUGAAAAAUAAAAAAUAAAAAUAAACAUUUAAAUUCUG